Mastomys coucha (southern multimammate mouse) is the source of this 611-nucleotide messenger RNA. RefSeq names its product urinary protein 2-like. NCBI's taxonomy places the organism in Eukaryota, Metazoa, Chordata, Mammalia, Rodentia, Muridae. The transcript is spliced from 3 exons. Bases 85 to 432 code for a protein of 115 amino acids. The record is from RefSeq and is a predicted model, not a curated record.
UGCAAUCUGCUCCCAUCUACCUUGACCCAUCCUGAGCAAUUGCUAUCAGCUGCUCUCCUGUGUCCUCUGUUAGCCCAGACUGAGAUGAACAAGCUCCUGGUCCUCCUCCUGAUGCUGGGGUCUUUUGCUCUUGUGUUCAUCCAAGUCCAAGCUACAAUGUGCAUGGUCUGCAACUCUUUUAAAAGUGGACAUUGUUUGGCAGGCAAGAGCAACUGUACUACAAUAUACAAGCCUGGUUGCAGAACCAGGAAUUACUUCCUAUUCUCACAAACAGGCAAGUGGGUCCACAAUCAUACUGAAUUGGACUGUCAUAAGGCGUGUCUGGCUGGAAACAUGUAUUUUGGGGUCAUGAAAAUAUCUACAUUUUGCUGCAAAGGUGAAGAUUUCUGUAAUAAAUUCCAUGGCCAAGUAGUGAAGAAGAUUAUUUACUAACUACCAAUUCCUUCAGCAAUGGCACUGUGUCCCAGUUCCCCAGUUCCUCUUCCUAGCAUUUCUCAACAAUUCCCUCUGUAUAUUUAGCAUGAAGUACACCUCCAUACAAAUGAUCAGUUAUGCUGAGAAAAAGAAAAAUGUAAGAAACAGAUGAAACAUAAAAGACUUAUAAAAUUGUA